Glycine soja is the source of this 2072-nucleotide messenger RNA. Its product is annotated as probable WRKY transcription factor 72. Lineage: Eukaryota; Viridiplantae; Streptophyta; Magnoliopsida; Fabales; Fabaceae. Gene Ontology annotation, molecular function: sequence-specific DNA binding; DNA-binding transcription factor activity. Gene Ontology annotation, biological process: regulation of DNA-templated transcription. The record is from RefSeq and is a predicted model, not a curated record. The transcript is spliced from 5 exons. The coding region runs from base 95 to 1879 and encodes 594 amino acids.
AAGGAGGGCUUUGUUUGAAGACUUAGAAGAAGAAGAAAGCACAUCAAGAAGGGCUAGCUUGCGGAGAAGAAAGAGAAACUACCUUUUUCCAUAUAUGGAGCUUGCUUCGGAGAGAUCUGGUGAUGGAGGUAUUGGACUCAAGGAAGAAGAUAGUGCUGGUGAUGAUGAUGGUCAUCAUAAACAAGAGAUUAUUGUCGAGGAACCACCCGUGACUAAUACCGAAAGUUCCAUACUGGAGGCUCCGCCUAGCACAUCCCCAAACAAAAAAGAAGAGGUUGUUAAUCAGCUUGAGACUGCCAAAGCUGAAAUGGGUGUAGCGAGAGAAGAAAAUCAACUGCUAAAGACGUGUUUGAACAAAAUAAUGAAUGAAUAUCGGACACUAGAGAUGCAAUUUCAGGAUAUACUAAAGCAACAAGGGACAAAAAAGAACGCUGAUAAAGGAAAUGAUGAUAAGCAUGAAGAAAUAUUAGAGGAAGCGGAUCUUGUUUCCCUCUGCCUUGGAAGAGUUCCAAGAAGUGAUGAGAAAAUCAAAGUUUCUAAUAAGCCAUUGAAGGAUGAUGAAGGGUUGACUCUUGGACUAGAGUGCAAAUUUGAAACAUCAAAGUCAGGAAGCACAAAUGAAGCUUUACCUAAUAAUCCAAGCCCAGAAAAUAGUUGUGAAGUAGUACCAAAGGAAGAAGGUGGGGAAAGUAAGGAGGCACUAAAGACAAUGAGAUCAGACACAGAGGAUGAAGUUGCUCAGCAAAAUCCUACAAAGAAACCUCGAGUUUGUGUUAGAGCAAGAUGUGACACUCCAACAAUGAACGACGGAUGCCAAUGGAGGAAAUAUGGACAAAAGAUUUCAAAGGGAAAUCCUUGCCCUCGAGCUUACUAUCGUUGCACAAUUGCACCAUCAUGCCCAGUUAGAAAACAGGUGCAAAGAUGUGUUGACGACAUGUCCAUUUUAUUCACCACUUACGAGGGAACCCACAACCACACUCUUCCACCAUCAGCUACUGCUAUGGCAUCCACAACUUCCGCAGCUGCAUCCAUGUUAUUGUCUGGUUCAUCAACCUCUAACUCUGCCUCAAUACCUUCAACAGCAACCACAAAUCUCCAAGGCCUCAACUUUUAUCUCUCAGACGGUUCAAAACCAAGGCAACUAUACCUCUCCAACCCUGCACUAUCAUCUUCACUUUCACAUCCAACCAUCACUCUCGACCUCACUACUUCACACCCUUCAGCCUCUUCCUCAUCAUCAUCACCCUUUGUCAGAUUCAAUUCAAACUACAACAACAAUCACCAACCCAGAUACCCCUCUUCCUCAUCAAGCCUAAGCUUCAGUACUAGUAAUUCCUCCGAAAUUGCUAAUGCUAUAUCUUGGAGCAACGGCUUCCUCAACAAUAAUAGGAACAUCCUUAGCAGUGUGAACUUUGGAAGACAACAAAUGGAAAACAUGAACCAGUCCUACAUGCAAAAGAACAACAACAACACAAGCCUUCUUCCUCAAGCUGAUACUAUAUCUGCAGCAACGAAAGUGAUCACAGCGGACCCCGCUUUUCAGUCAGCUUUGGCAGCAGCACUUACUUCGUUUAUUGGCGGUGGUGGUGUUGGAAACACGCGAGGAAGUCAAGGUGGUAAUGUUGUUGGAGAAAGUUUGAGUUUGGGUCAGAAAAUGAAAUGGGGUGAGGUGUUUCCAGCGUCUAAUAAUUCUAAUUCUUCAAUUUCGAACAAUAAAGUCAAUGGUUGUGCAUCCAGCUUCUUGAACAAAACGCCGGCAGCGAAUACACAGACGAAAAAUUUGAUGUUUCUGCCGCCGUCGUCAUUGCCGUUUUCUUCUACUCCCAAAAGUGCAUCUGCAUCUCCUGCUGCUGAUAAUAGCGACACCACCACCAAUUGACCAUUAAACUGGUCAUAUUUCUCUAUAGCUAUAUAUAUCUAUAGAUACAUAUCUAGCUACUUUAUUUUAUUUUUUCAAUUUUUAUUUCUUGAAUUGCAUUGAUGUAAUUAUAAGUAAGAUGCUAAGUAAAAUUUAGCAUAGACACAUAAUAAAGUAUGAACAUAGAUGUUUUUCCCUUGAUUUUGGGAUGAGA